Molecule: messenger RNA, 1488 nt
Organism: Ricinus communis (castor bean)
Lineage: Eukaryota; Viridiplantae; Streptophyta; Magnoliopsida; Malpighiales; Euphorbiaceae
Product: probable carboxylesterase 6
Exons: 1
Coding region: 114-1184 (356 amino acids)
Molecular function (GO): hydrolase activity
Source: RefSeq, a predicted model, not a curated record
AGUGCUUGGACAAGUACUAGUAAGUAUCCUCAAACAGGAAGGAAAAGAAAAGGUUUUAAAGAUUUGUGUUCAUCAUUCUCUCUGGUCUGUUUCCUUUUAUCGGAAGGAAAAGAAUGGUUGCCAUUUCACUAGAUUCGGGUUUAAGCAGCCUGCAACUUGGUAAAGAUCGUCACCAACAUGGUGUUGUAACAGAAGAAAUUACAGGGCUAAUUAAAGUUUACAAAGAUGGGCAUGUAGAAAGACCCCAAAUUGUUCCAUGUGUCACAAGCAAAUUGGCUCCAGAGCUUGGAGUGAGCUCAAUAGACACAGUCAUUGACAAAUCUACAAACAUUUGGGCACGUAUUUAUGUUCCAACAACUUGUCAUGGCAAUUCCAAGCAGCAGCUACCUUUAAUUGUAUAUUUCCAUGGAGGUGGCUUUUGUGUUGGCUCAGCCGCUUGGAGUUGCUAUCAUGAAUUCUUAGCAAGAUUAGCUGCCAAAGCGGGCUGUUUAAUCAUGUCUGUUAACUAUCGUUUAGCACCUGAAAAUCCUCUCCCUGCUGCUUUUGAAGAUGGGAUUAAGGCUCUAAUGUGGUUAAGACAACAGGCUUUAUUAAAAGCUGCUAGUGAUCAGUACUGGUGGUCCAAGCACUGCAAUUUCUCUAACAUUAUCGUGGCUGGUGAUAGUGCUGGUGCCAACAUAGCUUAUAACAUUAUUACAAUGCUUAGUUCUGACAAUUAUGAUGCAGCAGCCAUGAAGCCUUUAACUCUUAAAGGAAUGAUCUUGAUUCAACCCUUUUUUGGAGGAGAAGCAAGAACCAAUUCAGAGAAAAAUUUAGUGCAACCACCUCGGUCAGCACUCAGCCUGGCGGCAUCAGAUACAUAUUGGAGACUAGGUUUGCCAAGUGGUGCUAACCGUGAUCAUCCAUGGUGCAACCCUCUUUCAAAAGGGUCAGUGAAAUUAAUGCAGAAAUCAAUGAUAAAUUUACCAACAAUGGUAUGCAUAUCAGAGAUGGACAUACUGAAGGACAGGAACUUGGAGUUAGUCGCUGCUUUGAGUAAAGGUAAUAAGAGAGUGGAGCAAGUGGUGCAUAAAGGUGUAGGGCAUGCCUUUCAAGUUCUAAGUAAGUCUCAACUUUCACAAACUAGAACCACUGAAAUGAUGUCUCAAAUCAAAGGGUUCAUUAGUGGGAUGAUUUGCACAUGAACUUUUAGUGUGUCAUGUCCACUGCUAGGCAAAAACUAUAGGCUUUGACAUUAUACUUAGAUUCCUCGAGUACAUACAUUAUACAUUACAUAGUGCCCAGGGGCAGGCUUUGGUGCCUGUUCAGAGCUUGUACAUUACGCGUAUGCAACUUAAUGUGAUUUCUGUAACAUAAAUUUCUUAUUAUUGUCUUGUAAAGUUCGUUACUUUCCCUUUUGGAACUGUCCUGGCGACAAGUGGGAACUUAUGUACCUAUUCCGAAUAUUCUCUAGUAAUACCCACUUUAUCAAUUUUUCUUUUUCGACAA